This is a messenger RNA of Styela clava, 7728 nucleotides long. The record is from RefSeq and is a predicted model, not a curated record. Lineage: Eukaryota; Metazoa; Chordata; Ascidiacea; Stolidobranchia; Styelidae.
GCUAGACUAUAAUAUUGUAAGUAAUUCUUUCGCUAGGUACAACGUAGGUAUGUGAAUUCGUGGAUUUCAAGAAGGUGUCAUUCAUGAGACAAGGUGAAAUGGCGGCGAUUGGAAUCGACAUCGGAACGACAUUCUUAUGCGUUGGUGUUUGUGUAAACGGAAAGGUACAGAUAAUCCCAAAUGAACACGAAGCAAGGUUAACGUCUGCAUACAUUGCAUUCACGGACGAAGAACGACUGUUUGGUGAAGCAGCCAGACAUCAAGCACCAGUGAAUCUGAAGAAUACAUUGCACAGCAUAAAGCGAUUGAUUGGUCGAUCUGCAGCUAACAGACAUGUGAGACAACAUCUUAAAUAUGUGGGAUACGACGUUAAUGCUGAUCAAAAUGAAAAUUGCCAAAUACCGAUUACCAGCUACAAAAAUCGCAAGAGAUUGUAUCCGGAACAAGUUACUGCAAUGAUGAUCGGAAAAAUGAAGAAAAUUGCGGAAGAUCAUCUUGAAGUGAAAGUCACAAAAGCAGUUUUAUCCGUUCCUGCGGGCUUCACCGAUUUUCAACGACAAUCUACUAUGAACGCUGGAAGAAUGGCAGGUUUCGAAGAAGUUUGUUUAAUGAACGAACCAACUGCAGCAGCUCUCGCUUUUGCGCAUGAUAAAAAGUCAAAAACCAGCAAAACCAUUUUGAUAUUUGAUUUCGGAGGGGGAAAAUUAGAAAUCAGUCUCUUCAGAAUAGAUGGUAAGAAUGUCGAAGUGAUUCAUCAUUUUGGAGACGAUGAAUUGGGAGGUGAAGACUUUGAUAACAAAUUGGUGCAGAAUGUUUUUGACGAUUUUCGCCGGAAAGGAAUCGAUUUAUCUGAGAACAAGAAGAUCCUACAUAGACUGAGGAUCGCUUGUGAAAAAGCGAAGAAAAAUUUCUCGUCAACUGUUCGUACCAGAAUACAAGUUGACAAUCUCCAUAAUAACGAACCAUUUGAAUCUGUCAUAACGAUUGAACAAUUUGAAACCAUAACAGCAGAUUUAUUUGAAAGAGUUGAAAAUAUUGUCAACAAAACAAUAAAUUUCAUCAAAGAACAUCAUUAUCAGGUUGACGAAAUCGUCCUGAUCGGUGGAUCUUCACGCAUUCCAAAAGUACGAAGAAUUCUUCAAGACUGUUUCAACGGAAAAGACUUGAACAGAACAAUCAAUCCUGACGAAGCUGUUGCUUAUGGUGCCGCAGUUCAAGCAGCAAUUCUGUUUAAUGAUAAAGAGAUGGAAGAGUUUAAAAUAUUAAACGACAGUGAUUUUUCUGCAGUCACACCGAGUGAUGCAAUAAAUGAACAGAUUCGAGAAGUUGAAGAAUUUGACAAACGCGAUGAAAUUUUGAGACAGGAAAGCGAAGCGAGAAACAAUCUUGAGAAGUAUGCUUACAGAAUCAAGAAAAUGGCCAAUACGCCCAAAUACAAAGAAGACAAACAAAGAAUAUGCGCUGAGUGUGAUCGUGUCUUGAAUUGGCUUGGAGGCGAUGAGCGGCGAAGUAAAAAAGAUUCGGAAGAACAACUAAAGAACUUGAAAAUAUUUUUCGACUCGAUAACGAAUGGAAAUCAACCAUAUCAGCCUGUGGUCAAGGCACGUAAAGUGGAACAAAACCAGAACACAAACGAGAAAAUAAGGAAUUUUCAAGAGUAUAUUCAAUCUGUCCAAGACUACAGAGUAUUUCAGAAAUAUGAAAAAUAUCUUGCAUCUGAUGAAGAAAGAGACAUCAAAAAUAAAUGUUUCGAUAUGAGCCAAUUUCUCAACGAAAUUUCAGAAAAUUUCAACAUUAAGCAAGUACAGUCAAAAAGACUCGGAUUUGAAGACUUUGUUAAUGGCAUACUACACAGACUACAACACAGAGCUCAGCUUGCAGACCAGGAGCGAGAUGAAGCUAUUCGUAGUUUUCAGAACUAUAUUCGUUCAGUUGAAACUCACCAAAUAUUUGGAGACUAUGCUUCAUUGCUGACAUCUGGUGAACAGAAUGAAGUUAACAAAAGAUGCCAGGAAUUGGGGCAGAUGCUCAAUGAAAACCAGAAAAACCUCGAUAUUGGAACAAUUGAUGCCGAAAGACGAAGACUUGAAGAUUUUAUUGAAAGUCUUAUAGAAAGUUUGGAACAUAAAUACCAGGAAGAGAAAAGAAAGAAAAAACAAGAGUUACGUGGCGCGAUUCAAAAUUUCCGUGAUGACAUUCGUUCUGUCAAACAACAUGAAAUAUUCAAGCAUUAUCAAAGAUUUUUGAAAUCAGAAGACCAAAACAAAAUUCAUAGGAAUUGUGCCGCAGUAGAGAGAUUUCUCAACGACAAUACGGAAAACCUCGAACAAAUACGCAAACAACACUCAAAGUUCAAACGUUUUGUUGAAAGUAUGUCAAAUAGGCUGGAAAACCAAGCUCAGGAAGAGAACAGUAGGCAAGCAAAGGAGCUACAUGACGCAAUUCAGAGUUUUCGUGAUUACGUUGAUUCUGUCCAACAACAUGAAGUAUUGAAGCAGUAUGAAACCGUCAUGACACGUGAAGAUCAAAACGAAAUUCGUGGAAAUUGUGCUGCAGCAGAGAAAUUUCUUGAUGAGAAUCCGGAAAAUCUCAAACAAACACGCGAACAACACUCAAACUUCCAAAGUUUUGUUGAAAGUAUGUUGAAAAAGCUGAAAAACCAAGCUCAGGAAGAGAAAAGCAAGAAGGAACAAGAGCUACAUUACGCAAUUCAAAGUUUUCGUGAUUACAUUCGUUCUGUCCAACAACAUGAAGUAUUUAGGCAGCAAGAAAAGUUUAUAACAUGUGAAGAUCAGAACGAAAUUGGUGGAAAAUGUUCUGCAGCAGAGAAAUUUCUGGAUGGCAAUCCGGAAAACCUCGAACAAAUUCACAAACAACACUCAGAGUGCAAACGUUUUGUUGAAAGUAUAUCAAAUAGACUGCUGGAAAACCAAGCUCAGGAAGAGAAAAGAAAGCAAGAACAAGAGCUACGUGUUGCAAUUCAAAGUUUUCGUGAUUAUAUUCGUUCUGUCCAACAACACGAAGUAUUCAAGCAGUAUGAAAGGUUUAUGACACCAGAAGACCACAACAAAAUUCGUGAAAAAUGUUCUGCAACAGAGAAAUUCUUUGAGUACGAUCCGAAAAAUCUCAACCUCAAACAAAUACACGAAAAACAUACAAAAUUGGAACAGUUUGUUGCAAGAAUAUUGAACAAGCUGCGCCAAGAUCAGGACGCAUAUCUAAAACAGAAAAGGGAAAAAGAGAAGGAGCAAAAUGAAGCCAUUCGAAAAUUUCAAGAAUAUAUUCCUUCAGUUGAAAUGCAUACUGAAUUCGGAGAUUAUCAAAAGUUUUUGACGCCUGAUGACAAAGAUGAUAUAAAAGAAGAAUGUAUUAGAUUGAAGAAAUUUCUUAGUGCGAAUCCUGAAAAGCUCGCACUUAAUCAAAUACAAGAAGAACAUUCAAAAUUCAUAAAGUUUGUUGAAAGUAUAAUAAAAAGGCUGCACCAAGCUCAGGCCCAUCACCUUGAAAAGCAAAGGACGAGAGAAAAUGAGAGAGACGAAGCGAUUAGGAAUUUUCAGAAGUUUAUUCAAUCAGUUUAUGCAUUGGAAGAGUUUGCUGGAUACAGGAAAAUUUUGUCGUCUGAUGACAAAAAAGAAAUUGAUGAUGAGUGUAUCGAAAUGGACACAUUUUUGAGCACAAAUCCGGAGACUCUCGAUAUCCAACAAAUACAAGACAAGAGAGAUGAAUUUGCUGAUUUUGUGAAAAGUCUGAAGGACAGUCUAAAACAAAAAUAUAAGGCCUAUAAGGAAAGGCAACAAGAAAAACAAAACGAACUAAACAAGGCAAUCAAGAAUUUUCAGCAGUAUAUCCAAUCAGUUCAAAAUCUUGAACCAUUUGCUGAAUAUGAUAAGUUUUUGUCGUCUGAUGACAAAAAGGAUGUCGAUGAUAAGUGUUUGAGAAUGAACAAAUUUUUGAGCACAAAUCGGGAAAGCCUUGACAUCAACCAAGUGAAAGAAAAUAGAUUAAAAUUUGAAAAUUUUGUUGCAAGUAUGUUGAAAUCUCUAAAGCAAAAAUCUCAGCUCGUGGACAUUGUGACAAAAAAGAAAAGAGAAAAAGAACAGAAGAAAAACGAGGUUAUUCAAAAUUUCCAGCAAUAUAUUCGAUCAGUCGAAUCACACGCGGAAUUCAAAGCGUAUACCAAGUUCCUAACUUCUGAUGACAAAACAGAAAUCAAUGCGAAAUGCCUUACAAUGAAGGAAAUACUCACCAACAACGAGGAAAAGCUCAGCGUCGAACAAAUUCAGGAUGUAAAAAUAGAAUUUGAAGAUUUUGUGACUGAUAUAGUAAAGAAACUUAAAGAUAGAGACGAGGAGGAUCAAAAACAAAAGCUGGAAGAAGCAAUCCAGAAUUUCCAGUCGCACAUUCAGUCCGUUAAAGAUCUCAAAGAAUUCGCUCAAUAUGAAACAUAUCAAACGUCUACUGAUAUAAGUGAAAUCAAUGCCAAAUGUAUAUCAGCGCAAUCAUUCAUCAACGAGAAUAUUGGAAACCUUUAUAUCAAACAAAUCGAAGACAAAAGAGCAGAAUUCGAAAGUUUUAUCCAAAGUAUCGUGACAAAACUGCAGAGCAAAGCUCAGAUGGCCGCACAUAAAAUAAAAGAAGAGGAAAGAAAACAGUGGGAUGAAGCACACAGAAACCUUCGCAAAAUGUUAGAUUCAGUUCGUACGCAAAUAACGAACAGACAUCUCGGCGAAGCCUUUUCUCAAUACAUCGAAAACAUGAAACGUACUUGUAACCAAGUCGAAGAUUGGCUUCAAAGGAGUCAAAAAACCAUCACUGUAGAAGAACUAGAAUCAAAAGUUAUUGAAGUGGAGGCGACUCUUAAAAACCUUUGGAGUGGAUUAAAACAAAAGAUACAGGCCAUUGAAGCAGAAAAGGAAGAGCAAGCAAAAGAAGAAAGAAAGCUGACCGAGGCUCGUGAUAAUCUCAUGGGGUAUCUAGAUUCAAUUCGUCAGAUGUGUGAAUCAGAACAAAUUGCUGGAACUGAAUAUGAAAAUACACUGAACGCUUUAUGCAAUGAAACUAAAGAAUGGCUCCAAUCUGAAGCUACUUCAGUAGAAUCGAUUCAAUCCAUGCAAGAGAAGUUGCAAGAUACUGUUGGAGAAAUCAAACAAAAUAUAAGAAAAAUGAAACAAGAAAAGGAAGCAGAAGCGAUUCUUCGACAGAAAGCAUUCGACGAUCUAUGUAAUUACAUCGACGAAGUUGAAACAAAGAUCGCAACUGAUGAGGAAAAUGACGAGUUUGCAAGACCGCAUAUCAAUAUGAUUACAAAAAGCUGCGAAAUAGUAUUGGAGUGGGUUAAGAAGCAAUAUAAUCAAAUUACCUCCGAAACCAUUAUAUCAGAGCAGCGUAAUUUACGAACUACAAUUGAGGAUACUUAUGACCAAAUGCAAGCAAGCAAAAAGGAGGCAGAAGAAAUAUUUCGACAGCAAGCCCGAACUGCUGUAGACGUUUACAUUGAUGAUGUUUGUAAAAUUCUGGAAGCUGAAAGAGGAACUGACAAUACAAUUGUCCAGUGCAUUGAUACAAUAUUCAAGCAUUGCACGAAUGUAUUCAAAUGGAUUAAUGAAAAUUACCAUCAAAUCACUGGCGAAAGAAUUUUAUUAGAGUUUGAUAACUUACAGAAAAAAGUCAAUGAUAUUUUUUAUUCGUUACAGGCAAGAAAAAUAGAGGUCGAAGCUGAGCGUGAACAACAGCGAGUAGAAGCGAUUAGAAAACGCGCUGGAGUAAUCAACAAUCUCCGAGCAUACAUUUCUGAUGCCAGGUCGCAGGUUGUAUUCAAACAGUUCAGGAACAGAUUGACUGAAGGAGAUUUGGGGUUAAUAUUUGGCCAAUGUGACAUUGCAGAAAGACACAUCGAGGAAAAUUCAGAUACGAACCAACUAGAAGUCCAAUACUCAGAUCUGUGUAAUCUAAUUGAACAUGUGUACAAAAAGUUGGAACGAAUUGACACGUUAGAAAAAGCUGAGUUGGCAAAGAGGCAAGCCGAAGAGCGAAGGAAGAAAGCUGAAAUGUCUCAAAAAUUAAAGAAUUACAUCGACCGUGUCCAAUGUUUUACUGUGUUUGAACCUCUUACGCAUAGAUUGACAAAAACUGAUGAAACCAACAUUCAACAUGAAUGCAUCAAAGCAAAUCGGUUCUUAAUAGCGGAAAAUUUGACUUCCAUUGAAAUUGAAAGAAAGCGUAAGGAACUAGAGGGAUGGGUUCAAAGUAUUUACAAAAAGUUAAAAACGAAAGAAGAGAUAGCAAAUAAAUGCAAGUAUGAUCAACUAAAAUGGAACAAAGCAGAGGAAAGUUUAUCUAGAUGUAUAAAAACUUGGAAACAUUUUGUAACUCGAAAUAUAGGAAAAGAUAAAAUGACUGAUGAAUACUUGGAAAAAAUAUUCCAAAAAUGCUCUGAUGCUGAAAAAUGGCUCAUGAUUCCCUACCAAAAGAUGUCAUUGAGACAACUUAGAGAUGAAUGUAAGAACUUAGAAACGGCGGUUUCAGAUAUCUUGAAAAGUCUGAAAGCUGACAAACAGAAACGUAAUCAAGAUAUAAUCAAAGCAGUCGAGGAAUGUCGAAUGUUUAUCAGUCGUGUGAGAUCUUUUGACGUUUUGGGUGAACAGAAAAACGAACUUACAUCAGACGAUAUAAAGUCGAUAAUGAAAAAAUGUGAUGAAUUACAGGAGUGGCUAAGCUCGUACCCCAACAAGGACGAGAUAAGGAAACAAAAAACAGAAUUAGAAGAAUUCAUGGACAGAAUAAGAGACCGAAUAAAAGAAAAUCAACAAGCCGCUGAGGAAAAGAAGAAAGCCCGAUUUGAAAUGAAAAAUCCACAUGAAAUGUUAGAGGACAUAGAAAGCUAUGUUGAGGAAGCUGAAACAUUUGUUAAAUCCAAUGAGUGCAGGGCAGCACUGUUAUUCAAGGAUAAGGAAUGUAUACUCACCAUAUGUCGAGCGGCAAAACGACGUGUCAACUCGUAUUGGCUAUAUUCACUUGAAGAGUUAAGAAGCAUAUACGAUGAAUUAAAAAGUGCGGUGGCAAAGGCUCGCAAUAAUAUUCCUGGGGAAAACAAGAGAAGGAGUCGCGAGUCGGACAAAAGAAGACGCGAUGAAGCAGAAAUAAGACUUCGUGAUUAUAUAGCAUAUAUACGAAGUCGUAUUUCAGUGAUCAAACUUGAGAAAAAUAAACAAAAACUUAUAAGAAUGUGCGGAGAAACAGAGAAAUUUCUGCAAAAAAGAAGAGUAAUCUAACGUCUCAAGAAAUAGGAAAUAUUGAAACAAAACUGAGAAAGAAUUUUGAGUUGAUUUACUAUGGAUCAGAAUUUGAGAACGAGGAAGAAGGUAUUGAAUAUGGAAUUCAUGAAAGUACUUUCACGUUAUCAGAGAAUUACAAAGAUAAGAUCCGUCGUCAACAAAGCUGGAUUUGUAAAAAACAAGAACCAAAGAAACCCAACCAAGAAUACAGACAAGGUACUCCGACCAAAUGGUUUCCUGAGCUUCGCAAUGUAACGGCAGAGAUACGGGCAAGCAUAAAGCUAAUGCAGCCGAAAAUGACAGAUUCCGAAAAAAAUAAGUUGCAAAAACUUUGCAAAGACACAGAUGCGUGGUGUGAAAAUAAUCCAUAUGCGAAGAAGCGUGAAGUUGACUUGGAACGCAAAAAAAUAGAGGAGUUGUGGAACAAUACACUUCAGAAAGUAGAGACAAGAGA